AUGGUGAGACUUGGAGUUGGAAAGAGGAUUAUGCAAAGGCCUUUAUGCACCACAAGAUCAAUAGACCAGGAGCUACGCGCUAGACUUAAGUUUUACCAUUUUGCAGAGUCAGCCAGAAUUCCCAUUAUUUGAAAUUUCUAUACAGGCAAUUUGUGCUCAAGAUCUGGAACUGGAAGCACAGUCAUCGAAAUCAGAAAGACCAAAGCCCAGGGACUAUUCGGCCUUGAAGCCUACGCGUGUGCACGACACAGUGAUGGAGUGGGAAAACUCGAAAUAGAAGGGGAAGUCCUUGUGGGCGGUAUAGAAUUGACGUUAAACUAG
This is a messenger RNA of Blepharisma stoltei, 321 nucleotides long. NCBI's taxonomy places the organism in Eukaryota, Ciliophora, Heterotrichea, Heterotrichida, Blepharismidae. The record is from the annotation of a GenBank genome assembly.